Molecule: messenger RNA, 648 nt
Organism: Rhizophagus irregularis DAOM 181602=DAOM 197198
Lineage: Eukaryota; Fungi; Glomeromycota; Glomeromycetes; Glomerales; Glomeraceae
Biological process (GO): regulation of proteolysis; proteasome-mediated ubiquitin-dependent protein catabolic process
Cellular component (GO): cytoplasm
Molecular function (GO): ubiquitin protein ligase binding
Source: RefSeq, a predicted model, not a curated record
AAAUUUAUUGAUUUUGGACAAAUUAAAGUUCAAAUAUUAACUGAUAUUAUUGAACCAUUAGAAAUUACUCCUACUGUAACGGUUUAUCGACAUCAAAUUAAAUCAAAUAAUUCAGAAAUAAAUUAUAUUCGUGGAAUACCAUCAUUAUAUAAAUUUGCUUACGUUUGGGAUAAAUCAUCAUGUGGAUCAAAACUUAUUAUAGAAGAUAAUGGAAAAGUUAUACGUGCACAAUAUGAUUGUUAUUUUCAUCAAAGUGUUAAAGUUAAAAUGAUAUUAGAAAAUAAAGGUAUUUUUAAAUGGGAUGUAAUUAUUGAAAAAGAUUGUGAAUAUGCUUGGGUUGGAGUAUGUUCAUCAGAAAAUUUUAAUUAUGAAAUAUUUGCAGGAAGUCAGCAUAGUGGAUUGGUAUUAGGUUCCAAUGGUUGUUGUUUUAAUUCUGGAGAUUGGGUAAAUAAUUAUUGUCCACCAUUUAAAGAGGGUGCAAUGAUUACUGUUCAUUUAGAUAUGAAUAAAAGAACUUGUGCUUUUACAGUUAAUGGUAUAAGAUAUUCGGAGGUAUCAGGAUGGAGUAACUCACCAUUGAAACUUUCUCCAGCAGUAUCAUUAUGUUACCCUGGUCGCCUUCGGAUUCAGAAUUGUCGAAAAAUUUGA